UGUAAAAAUAUGUAUACAAUUUUAUUAGUGGGUGUGGGUCAUCUGAUUUGAAUAAAGAUGAUAACUGUGUUGGUCCACCAUUUAAAACUGAAGUAUUACUUGUAAAUGAGCAGAAUGUUGAACUACUUAGUACAAAAAAUUCAACGUUUGAUAACAUUGUCACUUCAGAGUAAGUAAUCUACUAAUCUCACAAGUCAAAUUUAUGCUGGUAUUGGUUCAUAAUAUAAUAAAUGAAUAUACUAUUUUAUUAGUGGGUCAUCUGAUUUGAAUAAAGAUGAUAACUGUGUUAGUCCACCAUUUAAAACUGAAGUAUUACUUGUAAAUGAGCAGAAUGUUGAACUACUUAGUACAAUAAAUUCAACGUUUGAUAACAUUGUCACUUCAGAGUAAGUAAUCUACUAAUCUCACAAGUCAAAUUUAUGCUGGUAUUGGUUCAUAAUAUAAUAAAUUAAUAACCAUUGUUAUUUUGACAUUUUGUAUUAGUCUUACCAUUGAAAACAAAAUUAAUGAUCUAUCAAGAACCGAAGAAAACGGUUAUAUUUCUGAUGAAGUACAUGACAACCUUGUAACGAACAUUCCUAGGGAUGAUCCAGCGUUAUGGAUAGUGAAUGAAACAACCAAAGAUUAUUUUUCAUUUAAUGGCUUUAAUCAAAACUUGGAAAACAAUGAUUUUUCAAAAUCAAAAAGACUGUCUACAAAACGAGUGCGGGGUGUUCAGUGUUCCUAUAACAGAUAUUUCAGUCUUAAAUUUAUCAAAACUAAGUUGAUAAAUAACGAACCGUUCAAUCGUUCAUUUUUGGUAUAUUCCAAUAGUACCGGUAACGUUUAUUGUGCACCAUGUCGAUUAUUUGGAGGUAAAUCGGUUUUUGCUACAGUUGGUUUUAGUAACUGGAAAAAAGGAGAAGAAAAAAUAUCACAGCAUGAAAAUUCGAUUACUCAUAAAUCUUGUGUUCUUAAAAUGUCACAAAGAAGUUCUGUAGUUGAACGCAUUGAUAAACAACUUAUUUUACAAAUAGAAACAGAAAAGAUGUAUUGGGAAAAAGUGUUGACAAGAGUAGCAGCUGUUGUGAAAGCAUUGAGUUCCAGAGGACUUCCAUUGAGAGGACAUGAUGAUAAAUUUGGUUCUACUCAUAGUGGCAAUUUUAUAAUGAGUUUAGAGCUCAUAGCUGAAUUUGAUCCAUUUCUUUCCAAUCACAUUACACAAUAUGCCAAUAAAGGAAAAGGAAGUACAUCUUAUUUAUCUUUUGCAACUUUUGAACAAUUUGUUAACAUUAUGGCUGAACAAGUGAAAGAAACUAUAGUAAAUGAAAUUAAAGAUGCUAAAUAUUUCUCUUUAGUAGUAGAUUCAACGCCUGACAUCUCUCAUACUGAUCAAUUGUCAUUAAUAUUCAGAUAUGUCAAAAAGAAUGGUGAACCUGUUGAAAGAUUUUUACAGUUUUUUGCCAAUGCUGGACAUAAAUCUGAAGACAUGGCUGAUGCAAUUUUUAUGGCAUUAGGAGCAAAUGAACUGGAUAUUAAAAACUGCCGUGGUCAGUCAUACGACAAUGCAUCCAAUAUGUCAGGCAUGUACUCGGGACUUCAGGCAAGAAUAAAAGAAGCAUGUUUCCAUGCAGUUUACAUACCUUGUGCUGCACAUUCAUUAAACUUAGUUGGGGAAUGUGCAGCCAGUUGCUGUACACUUGCAAAUGAAUUUUUUUAUUUUCUUCAAAAUACCUAUACAUUUUUUUCUUCUUCAACUAAUCGUUGGAAUGUAUUGAAUGAAUGCCUUUCAAAAUCCAUAAAUUUAACAGUUAAGAGAGUAUCAGACACUCGGUGGUCUGCACGCCAUGAUGCUUGUCUAAGUUUAUCUCGAAAUUGGAAUGAAAUUAUAAAAGCUUUAAAUAUUAUUAUAAAUAGUUCAACAGAAAAAUCAACAACCAAAUGUGAAGCCAAAGGUUUGUUGAAAAAUCUGAAAAGUUUAGAAAUGGGUAUAUUAACAACACUUUGGAAUGAUAUAUUGGAAAGGUUCAACUGUAUUAGUAAAAAACUGCAGAGUGUUCACAUUGAUUUAACAACAGUUGUGACUUUGUACGAAUCAUUAAUAUAUUAUAUUCAAGACUUACGAAAUAGUUUUGCAUACUAUGAAAAAUUGGGUAAAGAAAAAUCUGGUGUAGAUAAGUACAAAAUUAAUCGAAAAAGAAAAAGGAAAAUGCCUCAUGGAGAAUCAAAUCAAAAUAAUUCAACAUUUCAACAAAGCGAUUCAUUUAGAAUAAAUACUUUUACAGUCAUAUUAGAUUCAUUAAUUGCAGAGCUGAACAAAAGAAAGAGUGCUUAUGAUACUGUUAAUAUAAAAUUUGGUUUUUUAUUUGAUCUUACUAAAUUGCCAUUGUCCAAGGUAAGAGAACAAGCCAUACAAUUGCAACUAGAAUAUCCAGAAGACCUUGGUUCUUCAUUCUCUAAUGAAUGUAUUCAUUUUCGAAGUCAUUUAUCUGGAUUAGAAGAUAAUAAUUUGCCGAUAACUGUUUUAGAUUUGUACAAAAUAUUAAAACAUCCUAAUAUUUCCAAUUUAUAUCCAUAUAUUGAAAUAGCAUUACGCAUGUAUUUAUGUAGUCCGGUAUCAAAUUGUUCUGCAGAACGAUCCUUUAGUGCACUGAAAAGAAUAAAGUCCUACUUAAGAUCAACUAUUGAUAAUGACAGACUUAAUUCGUUAGCUAUACUAAGUAUUGAAUCAGAAAUAACCAGUUCUCUCAAAUACAAAAAAGUAAUUGAAGAAUUUUCUAUUCAAAAGGCUCAUCGUAAAAAUAUAUAAUUAUAAUUUAAAAUGUUGUUUAUUUUUUUGUUUUCUUAUUAUAACCUUCACAUUCCUAUAUAUGAAUAAAUAUUUAAUUAAUUUUAUUCCAAUGUUAUAAGAUUUACCUAGUAAAAAAGAGUAAAAUCUAAAAUUAUAAUUUGUUUUAAGUACUAUUAUAAAGUAAAAUAGUUUAUAUGUUUA
This is a messenger RNA of Acyrthosiphon pisum (pea aphid), 2971 nucleotides long. RefSeq names its product zinc finger MYM-type protein 1-like. Gene Ontology annotation, molecular function: protein dimerization activity. The record is from RefSeq and is a predicted model, not a curated record. Bases 959 to 2788 code for a protein of 609 amino acids. The transcript is spliced from 2 exons. Lineage: Eukaryota; Metazoa; Arthropoda; Insecta; Hemiptera; Aphididae.